Messenger RNA from Anolis sagrei ordinatus, 3612 nucleotides. The record is from RefSeq and is a predicted model, not a curated record. NCBI's taxonomy places the organism in Eukaryota, Metazoa, Chordata, Lepidosauria, Squamata, Anolidae.
UGUUCCAUGGUCAGUUCUUCCUUUUGCUGCUUGGUCCUUAUACAAAUUCCUCAGGAGAGAGACAAGGUGUUUUGGUAUGUUUUCCAUACAGCAGAACCUGACUCCCUGCACAAAAGCCAAGACUCCAAAAGUGCACUUCUUCCUCCUCCUCCCUUGAGAAAGAAGCCCCAAAGUGACCAGACUGUUCCCGUGGAAAUCUGCGACUAUCCAUAGGCACACUAUUUCUCUCCUUCCCGUGGACCAGAGCGCGGCGGGUGAACCAGACUCCUCAGGUCGGUCACACUUUGAGCAUUAUUAGACUGAGUCUUUUAUAGGAAUAUUCUGCUGAUGUCGUCCCAAAGUUGUAAAUGAAUGAUAGACGUCUUCCAUCCUGGAUCCAUCAUCUCAGUUUCCUGGCCAGAUGUUGACUCUUCUUGAUUGGUGUUGACAAACACAAGGCUUGUGUUGACUUCCUUCUUAACGUAAGGAAUGUUGCAAACAUUACCUUAAAAGAACAAUUGUCACAGUUCUUACCAGAGAUUACUUUUCAAUUCUCAUUAGCGACUUUUAAUUACAGGUAGUCAUUGCAGGCCUUAAUAUUUUACUGGUGCUUCCAAAAGUCUUAACUCCUCCAUACAUCCUUCCAUUCUUCCUUUCAUUCCCACACAUCUUAUUAAUUUCAUAUUAAUUUCAAAUCUACAACGAUAGUUUCGUGUCAAACAUCCCAGCAAUCCUUGAUGUGGGUUUGAAUUUGUUGGUUGGGGAAUUGGUGGGUCUGAAUUGGUGGCAGGAUUCCUUUGGGAAGAGGCAGGGGAUGUGGUGGCAGCGUGCGCCUAAUUUGGGAUGCUCAGGAAGCGGACCCGGGACCCAUCACGGGAAGGGAGGCAGGCCUGUAAUCUUUGUGUCCCUCAGCAUCCAGCACAUCCUGGUCAUUCAGAGAAACCCGUUAUCCAGUGAAUGACACCCUUUCCUAUUGGAAAGAGCCGUUCCUUCCUUUCUUCCGGCCUGCAUCCCGUUCCUUUGGCCUCAUUUGUGUUGGACCCACUGAAAUCAAGGGAAAACGGGGAUUCUAUGGAGCCACCUCUUGGGUGCAGGACGGAAACCAAGAACACAGGAAGAAGAAGAAACACUCUCAAGGGGAUGGCCUUGCUGAAUUCCUGAUCUCACUUUCAGAUAAGAAAGGAAAGAAGGAUAGUCAAGGAUCUGAAUUGCAAUUAAACACCCCUAUCGCUGUUGACAUGACGGAGAAAGCAUCUCAAUGCCCGGAGGGCGGGAAGAGCUUCACUCGGAGGGAUCACCUGCAGCAACAUGAAAGGAUUCACACUGGAGAGAAACCCUACACAUGCCUGGAGUGCGGAAAGAGUUUCACUUCUAGUUCAGGUCUACGUUCACAUCAACGGACUCACACUGGGGAAAAACCCUAUACAUGCCUGGAGUGUGGGCAAAGCUUCACUUGGAGUUCAGGUCUACGUUUACAUCGAUGGAUCCACAUUGGGGAGAAGCCCUAUAAAUGCCUGGAGUGUGGAAAGGGCUUUGCUGAGAAUUCAUUUCUACAUAAACAUGAAAGGACUCACACUGGGGAGAAACCCUAUUCAUGCGAGGAGUGUGGAAAGAGCUUCUCUGAAAGUGGAAGUCUGCGUUCACAUCAACGGACUCACACUGGAGAGAAGCCCUAUACAUGCCUGGAGUGUGGACAGAGCUUCAUUCAGAGCUCAAAACUCCGUUCACAUCAACGGACUCACACUGGGGAAAAGCCCUAUACAUGCCUGGAGUGCGGAAAGAAUUUCUCUCAGCAGGCUCACCUGCAGCAACAUGAAAGGACUCACACUGGGGAGAAACCCUAUCCUUGCCUGGAAUGCGGAAAGAGCUUCACUUCUAGUUCAAGCCUACGUUCCCAUCAAAGGACCCACACUGGGGAAAAACCCUAUCCUUGCCUGGAGUGUGGACAAAAGUUCACUCAUAGUUCAGGCCUACGUUCCCAUCAAAGGACUCACAUUGGAGAGAAACCCUAUACAUGCCAGAAGUGUGGGCAGAGCUUCACUCAUAGUUCAGGUCUACGUUCACAUCAAAGGACACACACUGGGGAAAGACCCUAUCCUUGCCUGGAGUGUGGACAGAGGUUCACUCAUAGUUCAGGCCUACGUUCCCAUCAAAGGGCUCACACUGGAGAGAAACCCUAUAGAUGCCAGGAGUGCGGAAAGAGUUUCACUGAGAGUGGAAGCUUACGUUUGCAUCAACGGACUCACACUGGGGAGAAACCCUAUACAUGCCUAGAGUGUGGACAGAGCUUCUCUCAGCAGGCCCACCUGCAGCAACAUGAAAGGACUCACACAGGAGAGAAGCCCUAUACAUGCCUGGAGUGCGGAAAGGGUUUCACUUCUAUUUCAGGUCUACGUUCACAUCAACGGACUCACACUGGGGAGAAACCCUAUACAUGCCUGGAGUGCGGAAAGAGCUUCACUGAGAGUGGAAGCCUACGUUCACAUCAACGUACUCACACUGGAGAGAAACCCUAUACAUGCCUGGAGUGUGGACAGAGUUUCACUUAUAGUUCAGGUCUACGUUCACAUCAACGGUCUCACACUGGAGAGAAGCCCUAUACAUGUCUGGAGUGUGGACAGAGCUUCGCUCAGAGUUCAGGUGUACGUUCACAUCAACGGACUCACACUGGGGAGAAACCCUAUACAUGCCUGGAGUGCGGAAAGAGCUUCACUCGGAGGGAUCAUCUGCAGCAACAUGAAAGGACUCACAUUGGAGAUAAACCCUAUACAUGCCUGGAGUGUGGGCAGAGCUUCACUCAAAGUUCAAGUCUAUGUUCACAUCAAUGGACUCACAUUGGGGAAAAACCCUAUCCUUGCCUGGAUGUGUGGACAGAGGUUCAUUCAUAGUUCAGGUCUACGUUCCCAUCAACUGACUCGCACUGGAGAGAAACCCUAUAGAUGCCUAGAGUGCGGAAAGAGUUUCACUCAGAGGGCUUAUUGGCAGCUGGAGAUCACACUGGAGAUAAACCCUAUACAUUUCUGGAUUGUGGGCAGAGCUUUAUUCGGAGUUCAGGGUCUACGUUUACAUCAGAGGAUUCAGACUGAAGAGAACAAUGCUAUUUGACCCCUGAGAGAUUUCCUAAGACAGAGCUUUCCAAACUUUUCAUGUUGGUGACACUGUGGAAGACUGUAGGUUUUAUAUAGCAAUAUUAAAUGAUCACUCACAAGCCGGUUUUGCUUUGAAAUGAAUAUAUUGCUUGUAUCUCUGCAGCAAAGAAAGACACUACUGAUUUUUUCCCACCACCACUUCCUUUUAUACGCCUUUCUUGCCCAUCUCCCUCUCUUCUCAAUUUCCUUAUUAGAAUUUGUUGCUUCACAAGUUCCCAUACAAGGUUUCCAGUGCCCUUUGCUGGCUUCAAAAUGUCACAGAGAGAGAAUUGAGGCAGCCAGGAUGAUUCAGUCAGGAUGUCACGGAGGGAAUUUGUGAUGUCUUCAUGUCGUCAGGAAUUGACUCCUGACAGACACACACUUUAGACACGCAUUCUUUUGUGACAUAGUAAUUCAGUUUCACUAGCAAACCAACCAGUUAAGCCAACCCCGUAUAUAGGGAUACAUUUUCUAUAAUCUUUGCUGAAUAAACAAUUAUUUUGUA